GUGAGUGAGCGUGUGAGUGAGUGAGUGAGUGACUGAGAGGACAAGGACAGAGGAAGCGCGAGCAAAUGAAAGGGUGAGAUAAGCAGACGGCAGCAUCUCUUCAGUGCAUUCAGCUUGCAAAAGCCUAGCAGGCAGGAAAGGCAGAGUAGAGGGGGAGACAGCCAACAGCUCACCAAAGGGGGCGACACCUCACCUCUCUCUUUCCUGCAAAUACACACUCUCACACGUCACGUACACGCAUUUGGAGGCGUGAGGCUGAGGAGGUGGAACACCACAUACACGCUGCUUUCUUCUGGCUUCGCUGCACUUUCGGGAGCUGUCUCUUGAAGACUGGACGAGAGGUGUUUCCAUCGCUUUAUCCAUCCUUUCCUCCCUUUCUGGUCUCCAUCCCUUCAACACAGCAGCAGCUCUACAUCCCUUGACCAUUUGGACUGAUUUGCUUGCUCUGUCAUUCAUCUAACCUCUGAUCCAGUCCAACUCUGCUUUCACUUCAUUCAUCCCUGGAAACCAAGACAUAAACAGACCUUCUGAGAGACCCGUCUUUAGCCUUCAAUCAUGAACUUCCUCCGGCGCCGUCUCUCUGACAGCAGCUUCAUGUCCAACUUGCCCAAUGGCUACAUGACAGACCUCCAGAGGCCUGACCCGCCCGCUCCUCCACCCCCCACCGCAUCCUCCCCUUCCCAGCAGGGUGCAGCUCCUGCUCCUGUCCCUGCCCAAUCCCCAACCAAGACUCCUUCACCUUCCCAGGUGCCAGUCAGCUCCCCUGCUGCACAGGAACGGCAUCCGACCCAGUUGGCUCAGCAACCUCAACAGGCCCAGUCUUCCUCUUCAUCCUCCUCCAGUGGUUCGUCUGGCUUCUUCAGCUCCUUCAGCUCCAUCACCAACGUGGUCAAACAGACGGCCACCGCCGCCGCCGGGUUUGUCGAGCAGUCGGCUGCCUCACCUUCCCUGUCCAAGAAGUUCAAGAUCCUGUUGGUCAUUGACGAGCCCCAGCAUGAGUGGGCAAAGGUGUUUCGAGGAAAGAAGGUCCUUGGAGAUUACGACAUCAAAGUGGAACAGGCCGAGUUCUCAGAAGUCAACCUCAUCGCACAGUCAAACGGAGCCUGUAAUGUGGACAUGCAGGUCAUCAGGGGCGGCUCCAAAGUGGUCAGGUCAUUCAGGCCUGACUUUGUCUUGGUACGCCAGCACGCCUUCAGCAUGGCCCAAAAUGAAGAUUUUAGGAACUUGAUCAUUGGCCUUCAGUAUGCAGGAGUCCCUUCAGUCAACUCUCUGGAGUCCAUUUACAACCUCUGUGACAAACCCUGGGCUUUUUCUCAGCUGAUUAAUAAUCAGAAGCGGUUGGGUUCAGAUAAGUUCCCUCUCAUCGAUCAAACUUUCUACCCCAACUACAAAGACAUGAUUACUACACCAAGUUUCCCAGUAGUGGUGAAGAUCGGACACGCCCACUCAGGAAUGGGAAAGGUCAAGGUAGAUAAUGUGAGCGACUUCCAGGACAUUGCGAGUGUGGUGGCCAUCACUCAGACCUACUGUACUACGGAGCCAUUUGUAGAUGCCAAGUAUGACAUCAGGGUCCAGAAAAUCGGCACCGACUACAAAGCCUACAUGCGAACAUCCAUCUCUGGUAAUUGGAAGAGCAACACUGGAUCUGCCAUGUUGGAACAAGUAGCCAUGACUGACAAGUAUAAACAGUGGGUUGAUACCUGCGCAGAGAUCUUUGGAGGGCUGGAUAUCUGUGCUGUCAAAGCCAUCUGUGGCAAGGACGGAAACGACUACAUUACAGAGGUUGUGGGCUCAUCUAUGGAGCUGAUUGGUGAUCACCAGGUAGAGGACCGCCAGCUAAUUGCAGAGGUGGUUGUGGUGCAGAUGAACCAACUGUCGGCUGUCAGGUCAUCCAGUGCCUCCCGCUCACCGGCCCGCUCCCCUCAAAGCCAGAAACCAACCACCGUACAGCCUCAGCAGAGCGCUGCCCUUAAGGAGGGACUGGCAGAUCCUAACAGGACUUCAGGCCAACGCCCCCAACCCCAAGGUGCACCACUGAAAUCGCAAAGCGUCGACGUAUCAGCAGAAUCAGCCAGAAGAGCUUCUGAAUCAGUACCAAAGCCCAGCCAGGUCCAGAAACCAAGUUCCGGUCCGACUCAGAGACCAAGCCCCGUCCAGAAGGCGGCUUCAGUGACAAGGCCUCCAGUGCAGAGACCUCCUCCAAUGACAAGAGCACCAUCCGUUGCAAAGUCAGCCCCAGAUUCUACUUCUAGUUCAGCCCCAGCCAAAGCUUUACCAUCAUCCCCAGCUAAAGCAGCAGCGGCUGCGACCCCAGGAUCUCCUUCCACCAAAGUAGCAGCAGCAGCAGUAGCUCCAGCUCCUGGCUCCCCUCCAGCUCCAGCCUCUGCUCCAGCUCCAGCCUCUGCUCCAGCUCCAGCCUCUCCCCCCGCCUCUGCUGCCACUACAGAGCAGCCUAAACCCCAGCCUCAGGGCUCUCCCUCUGCAGCACCUGGCAAACCAAAAGAUCUGCCACCGAAGCCUACACCACCUGCAAAGCCUAUCCCGCCCAUGCGCAGAAAUUCCAGGCCACAACUCCAGCCAAAGCCACAAACCCCACCUCCUCCAAAAGCUUCGCCUAAACCUCAGCCGGCCGCCCAGUCUCAAGCACCCACCCAAGCUUCAGACACUGCUUCGGCCCCUGAGCCAACACAGAUUAAUUCUCCAGCAAAAGCCAGCCAGUCCCCACCUAAGGUCCAGUCUCCAGCUAAUGCUCAGCCAGCCUCUCCUUCCCAGAACCCUGAGCCUGCUCCAGCUGAAGCAGCAGCUGCACCUGCUGAGGCCCAGGAUCCUGUGGAGGACCAGCCCCAGCAGAAGACCCAUCCUCUGCUGAAUAAGUCCCAGUCUCUGACCAAUGCCUUCAACGCCUUCAGUGAUUCCUCUUUCUUCCGUGGGGUCCAAAGCUCCGGCUCUGGCGAUGGCCAAGAAGAGGCAAAGGCGGAGACCAUUCGCAACCUUCGAAAGUCUUUCGCCAGCCUUUUUUCUGACUAGAUGCAACUAAACCAUACUUCUGCCCCUAAUUGAUGCUGGCCCGCCAUUUACCAGUGGCCAAUGUCUUGACUGACAUUAAAUGUGAAACCAGUCUGAGAUUGAAGUUUGUGUGUUAAUUGUACUGUAUUCCCCUGCGUCCUAAACCUCUUUCAGCUUCCCUGUGUGAGUAACGGUGACGCCUGCUGCGUACGGUGUUCUUUGGAAGAGUAAUCCAUUUGAAGGAGUUACCCUAUUGAAUAUAUGACAGAAUAUAUAAUACUUGAGCAGAUUAGAGAAUAUCUUUAUUUUUUUUUUCCAGAGGAUAUUUAAUGAUCAUUUUCAAAAGGUCAGUGGAAAAUAUAGCAUUCCAAAUUACAGGUGGCAUGUAAAUAAGGUAUAUAUACAUAGUAUAUAGAUAUAUACAUAUCUAACUACAAAGGGAAAUAAGCCAAUUAAAGAAAAAAAAUCCAGCACUACUUUUUAAUUAGCUUUUUUCAAUGAUAUAACUCUUUCACUAAGUUGCUGGAUUCAUACAAACGCACACUAAUUAGAUCAAUGAUGGUUAUCCCAACAAUGAAUCAGUGAGCGAAGAAAAGAAAAAGGAAAGAAAAAUCAUCUUUGAAGGGUUUGUUCCUAAGUGACUCCGGCUAUCUUGCCUCUGGUCCCUGACGACUGACCACCGGGCUCAUCCCCGCCUCCCCCUUUUCGUCAUAAAAGCCUUGAAGUUAAUUGUUUAGUGAGAGAGUUUGGAAUUAAAUGUAUAUUCAUCUGUGGUCACUAGUUGUGCAUGGCUCUUCCAAGUGUCUCGUGUCACUUUUGGAACAGAUGGGAACUGUAUCAGUGUUGAGUUUUGUCCUCUGUUGCCUCUCUCUUCUCUCUAGAUGUUGUAGCCUUAUCGUGACCGUUUUUCGAUACACAGCUGCGUUCGUGUGGCUGUGCAGACCUGGGUCGAUCUCAACCUGGAAUGUAUUCAUUUACUUUGAAGCAUUUGAAUUAAGAUGACCAUUGCGGACAAAACUGAUUGUAAUUGUUUUGGGGCAGAUUGCUGUGGGGACUAAGUCAGUUUUAGGCAGUGAAUGAAUGCAUUUCAAACUGUAACUCAUGUCUGUAGCUGUGACUGGUGAAUCCUUGUUUCAUCUCUGUGUAGAGCUCUCUGUAGAACUACGGUAUUGUAAUUUGUUGAUUAUUCUCAUGAAAAGACAUUGAGACAGUAGUGCAAUAACACCUCGACAUGACUGUUGAGCACUGUCACUCUAUCAUAAAUAUAAAUAUGAUCAUAUAUACAGCAUUUGUGGAUCUCUUGAAUAUCUUAUUCCUACAAUCCUUUUAAGAUUCCUUUCGAUGGUGGCUUUCCAGGUUGCGCUUAAUGUGCAUACAGCAGUGGUGUGUUAGAUUAAUAUGAUAGGUGGAAGUGUUGGGAUUUGGAUUUGUCAUCGGUCUUAUUUUUACAGAUUGAGGGAAUUUAAUGCAACCUGGAAUAUAAAUUCUUGAUUUUAAGACACAAUAGUGUCUCUCCAAAAAGAGUCAAACCUUCAACACAAGUCCUUUAUAUCAACCUUUCUGCUUAUCCAUCUCCAGUGCUAUGUUGAAAAUAAAUUACAGCAUAUUGUAUUUGUAUAUGUGUCAUCCCAGAAGUUUAUUUUUUUGUAAUAUAUAUAUAUAUUGAUUUAUUUAUUUUUGAAGCUCCAUAUUUAUGGUAAAGUACAUAUAGUUUGUUUUGUAUCGUGUCUUUAUUUGUAAUCCAGUACUGCUUUGCAUGAUCUGGUGACUUAAUGUUUACAUUUUUUUUCUGUA
Cololabis saira (Pacific saury) is the source of this 4800-nucleotide messenger RNA. RefSeq names its product synapsin IIb (gene syn2b). Gene Ontology annotation, cellular component: synaptic vesicle; synaptic vesicle membrane. Bases 556 to 3027 code for a protein of 823 amino acids. Gene Ontology annotation, molecular function: ATP binding. Gene Ontology annotation, biological process: neurotransmitter secretion. Lineage: Eukaryota; Metazoa; Chordata; Actinopteri; Beloniformes; Belonidae. The record is from RefSeq and is a predicted model, not a curated record. The transcript has 13 exons.